AAGUCGAAAAACCUCCUCAAGUUCUUAACUACCUGAGCGAAUUCGAAGCACGAUGGUGAGGACACGUCGGACCGCCCCGCCCUCGCCGUCUCCUCCGCCUGAGCGAGUUCGCAGCAUACCUGAGCGAGUCCGAAGCGCGAUGGUGCCCGUGAAGACGGAGAUCAAGACGGAACCGGAAGAGGAGGUGGUGGUGCCCAUUGCGGUGAAGGUGAAGACGGAACCUGUGGAAGUGGACAUAGUAUCCCAGGAGGCGGUGCCCAAUGCGGUGAAGGUGAAGCCGGAGCCAGAGGAACUGGAAAUGGAGAUGGUGUCACAGCCGAAGAUCACCUGUGUUCCGCCGGCUCUGCAGCCGAAGGGCACUUGUUCUACUUCUGGUAUGACCCCGUACGAGAUAGAGCGGCUUGCUCGCAUAGCUGAGAAUCGAGCACGAAUGGAGGCUCAGGGGCUGGCCACCGACGUGUCGAACCUCACCCGAGCGAUGAGAUCUGUGAAGUCUCAUUACACGCCACGUCGGACCAGGAAAGUCGUGGCGGGGAAGAUGGAGGAUGAAGAGGAUGGAGAGUACAAUGGUUCGUCGCAGGGGGUGCGAUCGCGAUCGUCUGUUGCUGCGGCGGAGCCUGUGAGGAGAUCCCGUCGCCUUCAACAUGCAGCGCCAAUCCUCUAUGCCGAGGGUGGUGAACUGGAUGAAGGGCAAACACGUGUGAAGAGGGAGAGUGGUGAUGGGUUGGAAUCUGACUUUUCUCGUUUUCAGCCUUCUUCUGCCGUCUCUCUUUCCCAAGGAAGUGGUUAUGGAGUUACGUCCAAGCGAAGGAAGGUUUAUGAUCUCGAAGCUGUCUCCGACCUCCCGCAGCCCAGUCAACUCCCGCAGUACCUCCAAGAGCGUAGGUGCGACUGCAGGGACAGAGGUAGUGUUUACGAUCCCGUGGUGGGGCUUUGUUGCCAUUUCUGCAGGCAGAAAAAGCUCUGCGGGGAGGAGGACUGUGAGCGCUGCGGUUACAUGGACAUCAACAAAAUGUGUCUCGGGAAAACGUUUUGCAACCGCUGUAAGUCUGCGACGGGCAUCUUUUGUCGAGCAUGUAUUAAAAUUAGGUACGGACAGACGAUCGAAGAGGUCAGGGCUGACCCCGCCUGGUUAUGUCCUCACUGUAAAGAGGAGGAGGGGACGGACCCGUACUUCAUCUGUAACAGUUCCAUUUGCAUGAGAAAGAAAAAUCUCCCUGCUCUUGGGAUCGUCAUCCAUACAGCACGCAAUUUGGGUUAUGCAUCUGUGCAACAGUACGUCGCAGCUUCGUUGAAAGGAGAAACCUCCACGAAGUGUUUGGAGUAGACUGGGAAAAACGAUGGCGCUACUGUUGCCGAUUUUUUUGUGUAACGAACAUAGUUAUUACCUACCUUUCUCCUUUUUUCUUACGCCCAACCUUGGUUGGCAGCUUCAGCUUAUCCUCCUCUUAACUUCGAUCACGAGUUCAGGGUAAUCUGGACUCAGAGAGAAAGCAAUGCUGACGAAUCAAGAAAGCAAUCGUGA
Chara braunii is the source of this 1525-nucleotide messenger RNA. The record is from the annotation of a GenBank genome assembly. NCBI's taxonomy places the organism in Eukaryota, Viridiplantae, Streptophyta, Charophyceae, Charales, Characeae.